Molecule: messenger RNA, 2648 nt
Organism: Haemorhous mexicanus (house finch)
Lineage: Eukaryota; Metazoa; Chordata; Aves; Passeriformes; Fringillidae
Product: heparan sulfate glucosamine 3-O-sulfotransferase 3A1-like
Exons: 2
Coding region: 23-1204 (393 amino acids)
Molecular function (GO): [heparan sulfate]-glucosamine 3-sulfotransferase activity
Source: RefSeq, a predicted model, not a curated record
CCCGCCGCCCUCUCGGGGUAGCAUGGCCGUGAGCGCGGCGGCCGCCCCCGCCGCCGAGCCGCUGCCCCGCAGCAUCUUCAAGAAGUUCCUGGUGAUGCUCUGCUCCCUCCUCAUGUCCCUCUACGUCUUCUACUGCCUGGCUGACCGCUGCCAGACGCUGCCCGGACCCAUCAUCGCCGCCGGCGCCGCGUCGGAGGAGGACGAGGGCGGCGGCGGCGAGUUCCUGGGCGGCUCGGCCGAGCUGCCCCCCUGGCAGGCGGCGGCGGCGCGGCGCAAGCGGCUCCUGCAGCGGCUGAAGCAGCGGCGGCGGCGGCAGGAGGCGGCACCGGGCGCCGAGGUGCCGGCCGGGGGCGGCGGGAGCCGAGGUGCCGGCGGCUCGGGCGGCGGGGCGGGCACGGCCGGCACCCUGGCUCUGCUGCUGGGCGAGGGCAGCAAGCGGCUGCCGCAGGCCAUCAUCAUCGGCGUCAAGAAGGGGGGGACGCGGGCGCUGCUGGAGUUCCUGCGGGUGCACCCCGACGUGCGCGCCGUCGGCGCCGAGCCCCACUUCUUCGACCGCAACUACGAGCGGGGACUCGCCUGGUACAGGGAGCUGAUGCCCAGGACACUGGAGGGGCAGAUCACCAUGGAGAAGACCCCCAGCUACUUUGUCACCAAGGAGGCCCCAGCCCGCAUCUCCUCCAUGUGCAAGGGCACCAAGCUGAUCGUGGUGGUGCGGGACCCCGUGACCAGAGCCAUCUCGGACUACACCCAGACGCUCUCCAAGAAGCCUGACAUCCCCACCUUCGAGAGCCUGACCUUCAAAAACAGGACUACGGGCCUCAUUGACACCUCGUGGAGCGCCAUCCAGAUCGGCAUCUACGCCAAGCACCUGGAGAACUGGCUGCUGCACUUCCCCAUCGGGCAGAUCCUCUUCGUCAGCGGGGAGAGGCUGAUCAGCGACCCCGCGGGGGAGCUGGGCAGGGUCCAGGACUUUCUGGGCCUCAAGAGGAUCAUCACGGACAAACACUUCUACUUCAACAAAACCAAGGGCUUCCCGUGCCUGAAGAAGGCGGAGGGCAGCAGCAAACCCCACUGCCUGGGCAAGACGAAAGGCAGGACCCACCCUGACAUCGACCAGGAGGUGGUGCAGAGGCUGAGGGACUUCUACAGGCCCUUCAACAUGAAGUUCUACCAGAUGACAGGGCAGGACUUCGGCUGGGACUGAGGCUGAAAGAAAUAAUUUAAGAAAAGGAAAAUAUAAUAUAAUAUAUAUAUAUUUUUUUUACGUAUCAGUAGAGAGGUGGGGGGGGAAAUAUGGGAAAAAAAAAUAAUAGCUGUGCUGAAACACACUUUGCUUUUUUUCUUUUUUUUUUACAUGGCUUUGUUUCCUUUCUUCUCUCAGAGAAGAGGGGCUGUGUAGACCAGAAAAGGAGGUUGUGGAGGACAGCCUGGUCCUACUGGCACGAGCAGCUUCCCCCAGUGGGCCCGAGGUUUAGCACAGCCUCUGGAAAAAAACACAGGUGCAAAGUUUUUAGCAGUGACAGGGGUGCUCGGGGUAGCUCAGAGUCUUCCUGAAAGUUCAGCCAGGUUUUGGCUUGCAAGGGCCAUUUUGGCCAGACCUCACCACUUUUGACAAUAAAACCAAGGUGGCUUAAUACCUAAUUUGGCUUUCCAAAUGUUACCUUAGGGGAUUUUUUAUUGCAUGAAACAUUUGGUGAAUUUUGCUUCCACUUAUCCAAUUUUUUUUGUUUUGUUUUACUUUUACCCCCCUUAAAUCAAGCUCUUUUCAUCAGCCAAGCUUAUUUUUCCUCUUAAGGAAGCCAAAACCAAUAAUCCUUUGUUUUGUUUUGAGAGAAAAUAAUUUUGGUAGCCAAAAGUGAAAGAACACAAAUGAUUCUUUUGACUCUGUAAUGAAAAUUGCCAGGUAGUCAAAAGCCUCAUUCACAGGAGCUGGCUCUAAACCAGGGCUCCCUAUUGCAUCCCUUUUGCUACUCUGACUGCAAAAUGGUUUUCUGAGGGGUUUUUUUCCUAAAAGGGGCCCAUCUGAAGGGAUUUUGGGGAUGGGAAGGAGAUUCCACACUGAGAUGAUGCUCAUAGCCCACCCUGAAGGUGUUUGGGGUGGCCACCCUCCCACCAGGCAUGUGCAGGAAACUUCUUGGUGUCCAGUGGACGUGGGAUGAGCCAUAAUGAUGAAUGCUUUAAGUUGGGCCAGUCUUAAAUGGGCUGGAGGAAGGGUUGGUUGGGAAAAGGUGAGCAAUAAUCAUGUCCAGAAAGAGGAAUGAGAAAACAAUAGUUCUUUCCUGAAGGAGAACUGAGGGGGAACCUUGAAGCUUGUGAAGGGCUUUAAAAACUGUCAGGCUAACCAAAUCUCCUUUACCAUGUUUUUUUUAGCUGGUGGAAAUGUUUCAGAGACAGAAAUCUGUUAGUGAAGCAGAGUCUUUUAUUACCAUGGGCUCAUUUAUCUGCUGGCUCUUGAUCUUCAGCAUUCCUGAGCUCUGGGAGUACCCAGUUACACCUUGGUGCAUAAACCACAUGGAAGUGCUCCCUGUGCUGAGCCCAGCUCUGAGGAGUACCUGAGGGGGUAAAACAAACUGUGGGGAUCCCCCAGGAAUGUGGGUAGGAAGAAGCCUGGGGAUGAAGUUCACAGGCUGCCUGCAUACCAGCAAAAA